This is a messenger RNA of Encephalitozoon hellem ATCC 50504, 402 nucleotides long. RefSeq lists its product as uncharacterized. The record is from RefSeq and is a predicted model, not a curated record. The transcript has a single exon. NCBI's taxonomy places the organism in Eukaryota, Fungi, Microsporidia, Unikaryonidae. Bases 1 to 402 code for a protein of 133 amino acids.
AUGGAGAAGAAAGAUGACAAGGGCUAUGAGUUCUCAAACGAUUCCACAACAUGCAAGUACUUGGAAAUUCUUAACAACAUAGAGUCGAUUAGAAGAGACCGAGAUGAUGUUUUAUCGGCGCAUUUCAACGAAGUGAACAUCUAUAACAUAAACGAGCUAGAGGAUAGGAACGCUGUGAUCAGGAGACUUAUAAACAAAGAGCUUACGUAUCCGAAUGCAUUUCUUGCAUCAUCGCUCGGAUUCAAUAAAACCACGUGGAAUCGUGACUACGAAAGGACACUAAGGGAAGUCGGGAUGUACAAGCGCCCAAGAUAUAGCACGCUAAGGAACAUGCUGCUGUUUGAGAAGCUGAAGUGGCUUGUUGUCAGGUAUCAUGAGGCGAAGCAAAAGAAGAAGCAGUGA